CGCGCCUGAGGCUGAAUGAGGGAGGGCCGGGCGACUCCCUCCCUCUUUUUCGAGGUCUUUAAAAGCCGUCCUGCUCCACAGAGAAGGCACUCAGAGGGAUUUCAGUCUCCUCUUAGUGAGCUCUCCUGCUCCAGUCCUCUCUGCUCUCUCUCUGUCCGCGCCCUCCCCUCGAAGACAACCAUGAGUGUCCGCACCAUCAGCAUCAGUGGUAGCAAAAGUGGCCUGGGAGGUGGUGGCGGUGGCGGCAGCAUCAGACAGAACUUCUCAAGCCGCUCAGCCUUCGCUGUGCCCUCGGGCUCAAGGAUCAGCUCUGGUAGUGUCCGCCGCUCUGGCUUUGGCUUUGGUGGUGCCGGCGGGGGUGGCUCUUUCAGCUACAGCCUGAGCAGCAUGGGCGGAAGCAUUGGAGGAGGCUCGGCUCUGGGAGCAGGCGCUGGUGGAGGUUUGGCUCUAGGUCUUAGUGGAGGUGGAGGCUUUGGCAGCGGAGGUUUUGGAGGUGGCUUUGGAGCUGGAGGCUUUGGCAGUGGAGGUGGGUUUGGCAGUGGCGCUGGGUUUGGUGGUGCUGGUUUUGUGCCACCCCCCAUCACAGCUGUUACUGUCAACUCCAGCCUCCUUCAGCCUCUCAAUCUCGAGAUCGACCCCAACAUCCAGGUUGUCCGCACACAAGAGAAAGAGCAGAUUAAGACUCUCAACAACCGCUUCGCUUCCUUCAUCGACAAGGUACGUUUCCUGGAGCAACAGAACAAGAUGCUCGAGACCAAAUGGAGCCUCCUUCAGGAACAGACCACCACCCGUUCCAACAUCGACGCCAUGUUCGAGGCCUACAUUGCCAACCUGCGCAGACAGCUGGAUGGUCUUGGAAAUGAGAAGAUCAAGCUGGAGGGAGAGCUGAAGAACAUGCAGGGUCUGGUGGAGGACUUCAAGAACAAAUAUGAGGAUGAAAUCAACAAGCGCGCCGCUGUGGAGAAUGAAUUCGUCCUGCUGAAGAAGGAUGUCGAUGGGGCCUACAUGGGCAAGAUUGAGCUUGAGGCUAAAGUUGACGCCCUUCAGGAUGAGAUCAACUUCCUCAGGGCCAUCUAUGAGGAGGAGCUGCGUGAACUCCAGGGACAAAUCAAGGACACAUCAGUCAUUGUGGAGAUGGACAACAGCCGCAACCUGGACAUGGACUCCAUUGUGGCAGAGGUCCGCGCUCAAUAUGAGGACAUUGCCAACCGCAGCCGUGCUGAGGCCGAGUCAUGGUACAAGCAGAAGUUUGAGGAGAUGCAGACAUCUGCUGGCCAAUAUGGAGACGACCUUCGCAACACCAAGGCUGAGAUUGCAGAGCUCAACCGCAUGAUCAGCCGACUGCAGAAUGAAAUUGAGGCUGUCAAGGGACAGCGAGCCAACCUGGAGGCUCAGAUUGCAGAGGCAGAGGAGCGAGGAGAGCUGGCAGUGAAGGAUGCCAAACUCCGCAUUAGGGAACUGGAGGAGGCCCUGCAGAGAGCCAAGCAGGACAUGGCACGGCAAGUGCGCGAGUACCAGGAGCUCAUGAACGUCAAACUGGCCCUGGAUAUUGAGAUCGCCACCUACAGGAAACUCCUGGAAGGAGAGGAGACCAGGAUCGCCUCUGGUGGUGGAAGCGCAACCAUCCACAUUCAGGAGAGCUCCAGUGGUGGUGGUGGUGGUUCUGGAUUCGGUGGUGGUUUCGGCUAUGGUGGUGGAGCUGGUGGUGGAGCUGGUGGAGCUGGAUUUGGCCUGGGUGGUGGAUCUGGCUUUGGCCUGGGUGGUGGAUCUGGCUUUGGCGUGGGUGGUGGCACUAUUGGAGGCUAUGGCGGCGGCUAUGGCGGCGGCUCCGGCCUCAGCGUGGGUGGAGGUGGAAGUGGAAUCUCCAUCUCCCGUUCCUCCACAGUAUCACAACGUCGCUUCUAAACACACAAAGUCCUUCCAAACCCCCUCACCCAACUCUCAGCUCCAUCCUCUACUGAAUAACUUCCAUUCAGAAACUGCCCAAACGCAUCUCAGCAUCUAAGAAUUUCUCAGCCUCCCUUCUCUUCUUCAUCUUUGCACCACACUGAAUGUAUUCCUAGAGUAUCUGCUGACGUGUAUCAAAUAUGUUUACAUGUGUUCAGCACAGAGCAGAGCUACUCAACACACCAUGAGCUCAGUGGAUGCUCUAGGUCUACAGAGUGUAUGAUCAGGUGUUCUCUUAGGCUUCUGCUCUUUGUUCUAUGAAAUGCUUCUCCAACAACUAAAGAAAGAGACAUAGCAAGGAGCUCACCUUCUUUCACUGCCCGCCUGACCAAUGUCUGUUGCUCAGUGUUAGGAAAACUCAAAAAAUGAAGCAAAUUGUUUGAACCAUGGUCACUCCGCUCAGCACUGCCAACAGUUUGCUGCAUUUUUUGAAACGCACUCACGGUGUAACAAAAGCUCAGCAAUGUUCUUGAGGAUAGAGCAGCUGUAUGAUCAGCUCCUGAGUUCUCCAGCUUUGCUUCCCGGAUGUGAAGGACUAAGCGGAGACCUUUGGAACAGCUGUUGCCACAGUGUGCUGUACUCUCUAUGUCUCAAAGGCCGAAUGGCGCAAAACGAUUUGUGAAAUGUAAUUGACCAUGCCACCGCAAAACCUAAAUAAAAGUGGAUUCUGUACACUUAA
This is a messenger RNA of Colossoma macropomum (tambaqui), 2626 nucleotides long. RefSeq names its product keratin 5 (gene krt5). Gene Ontology annotation, cellular component: keratin filament. NCBI's taxonomy places the organism in Eukaryota, Metazoa, Chordata, Actinopteri, Characiformes, Serrasalmidae. Gene Ontology annotation, molecular function: structural constituent of skin epidermis. The record is from RefSeq and is a predicted model, not a curated record. Gene Ontology annotation, biological process: intermediate filament organization; keratinization. The coding region runs from base 16 to 1905 and encodes 629 amino acids. The transcript has 9 exons.